Molecule: messenger RNA, 1993 nt
Organism: Microstroma glucosiphilum
Lineage: Eukaryota; Fungi; Basidiomycota; Exobasidiomycetes; Microstromatales; Microstromataceae
Product: UvrD/REP type DNA helicase
Exons: 4
Coding region: 159-1907 (582 amino acids)
Biological process (GO): recombinational repair
Cellular component (GO): nucleus
Molecular function (GO): 3'-5' DNA helicase activity; ATP binding; hydrolase activity
Source: RefSeq, a predicted model, not a curated record
CCCUGUUGGUCCAACCACAUCACCACGACGCUCCCACGGCAUCGACUUGCAAGGUGCUCCCACCUUCGACGGGGUCAUACCUCGGGUCAGCGCUCCGCAGCGCUGCUCUGCGAUCGCACCAUUGCCGCAUCCCAAGGGCAGCUCCCACACUCACCACUAUGGCACACGCAGGGCCGUCCACCUCCUCUCCCAGGAAGGCCGUACCAGACUACCUCCACUCCCUAUCCGCUGCCCAGCUCAAGGCAGCAACUCACCCUUCGACGGGAGCACUAUGCAUCUCUGCUCCUCCUGGAUCUGGCAAGACGAGGGUGCUGACCUCCAGGGUGGCAUGGCUCGUCAGGGAGGAGAAGAUCAUGCCGGAGGAAAUGGUCGUCGUUACUUUUACUAACAAGGCGGCCAAUGAGAUGAAGCAAAGGUUGUUCAAGCUGAUUGGGGGAGACAGGACGUCGAGAUUGGUACUAGGCACCUUCCAUGCCACCUGUGCUCGCUUCCUACGCAAGUAUGGACAGCUGAUCGGUCUCCAGAACAACUUUUCCAUCAUGGACGCAGAUGAUUCUCGAAAGGUCAUCAAAGCCAUCUUGGGAGAUAUGAAGGAACAUCUCGAUGCAGAGAAGCUCAAGAUUACCCCGGAGACUGCACAGAGCACGAUUUCAUGGGCCAAAGCAAAAGACGUUUCGCCGGCGGCAUAUCGUGCGACGAUCAACAAGAGGAGUACAGCCAAGACAUGGCGAGGGGACGAAAAUGAGACUUCCAAUUGGAAAGCGGUCAUUGCCAACGUCUACGAAGAAUAUCAGGACAGGCUACAAGAAUCGAAUGCUCUCGACUUCGAUGAUCUACUCGUCUUCGGUGUGAAGCUUUUGAGGAAACACCCUAGUGUCGUGGACAACAUUCGUCACGUCCUAGUAGAUGAGAUGCAAGAUACUAAUACUACCCAGUAUGAGCUCAUGUCGCUCUUCGCCAGCGCUACACGUUGUGUCACCACCGUAGGAGACCCUGAUCAGUCCGUCUACGGCUGGCGAGCGGCGGAGAUCGGAAACCUCGAUAGGAUGUCGCGGGAGUUCAAGACAUCACACUGCCUUCUCGAGGAGAACUAUCGAAGCACUGGCAAGAUCCUCGAGGCUGCUUUGGCAGUCAUUGAGCAGGACCCUGCCCGAGUGGCCAAAGGGCUCUUCACCUCGCAUCCGGCUGGACCUCCGGUUACGCUCAAAGUGGCCACUUCGCCUCAGGCUGAGGCGGGUUUCAUAGCUACAGAAGUCAAGCGACUGAUUGCUCACAGUGGUGGAAUGCUGAACUUUGGUGAUUUCGUCGUUCUUCUUCGUUACAAUGCUCUCAGUAGAGACAUCGAACAAGCCCUGCAAGCCGAAUCAAUACCCAGCCGCAUGGUCGGCGGCUCGAAGUUCUUCGAUCGUAUGGAAGUCAAGGACAUCCUGGCUUAUCUGACCCUCGUCGUCAAUCCGGGCUACACACCUGCCUUCACACGCGUUGUCAAUGUUCCAAAGAGGGGUAUUGGCGAGAAGAGCGUGGCAGGCUUUUUGGCCUCGGCACGUGAAGAGGGUGUAUCCGCGAUGGUGCUGGCGGAGCGAGUGGCCGACUCUCCAAGCAAGAAACCACUCUUUGGCGUUAAGCCAAGCAACAAGACAGGUCUCGUCCAGCUCGUCAAUGGCGUCCGCGAGCUUCGCGAUGCUGCUGCGAAAGGCGCUCAAGUCCAUCGACUCAUCGAGAUGGUCCUCGACAACAUCUCGUACAAGUCUCACAUUUCCAAGGAGCCUGACUUUGACUCGAGGAUGAAGAAUGUGGAAGAGCUGAUGAACUUCUCUAAGAUCAUCAUGGAAGCUGCGGGGUCUCUUCAGGAUCUACGAGAGCUGAACAGGCCGGAUCGCGAGGACAGCUUCGAAAAUAUCCGAUAGCAGUGACGAAUCGGCCAGGAACACACCAGCGCCAUCAAAGAAGAGUAAGAUGAGCCCUCAGAAACAAAGCGGAAAGAAGAAUCCUC